AUCAUGGCUGCAGAACAAGAGGCUGAAGAAACUGUUUCUCAAGAGCUGCACAGCGCCUCUGAGCUGAGGAUCGUGCUGCUUGGGAAGGAUCGGGCUGGGAAGAGUGGAGCAGGGAACAUCAUCCUGGGCAAAGAGGCGUUUAGAUCUGGAUUCAGUGUCUCCGCAGAAACAAGGGAGUGUGAGAAGAGAACAGGAGAGGUUUCUGGGAGACGGGUCACUGUGCUCGACACUCCAGACUUGUUUCACACAGACCGGGUCGAGAUUGAGAGAUGUGUUUCUCUGUCUGCCCCGGGACCCCACGCUUUCCUCCUGGUGAUACCCGUGUAUCCAAAAGAAAUCAUUGACACUCGUCCUGCACUGUGGAAAUCUAUAGUACAACAUGAUUGCAAAUCCUUUGAUAAAGUGCAGGAGCUGUUUGGUGAGAGAGCUGUGAGGAACACGAUGAUCCUUUUCACCCGCGGGGAUGAUCUGAGAGGCAGGACGAUUGAGCAGCACAUUGAGGAAGCUGGUGAGGAGCUCCAGCAGCUUGUUGAGAAAUGUGGGAACAGGUAUCAUGUUCUCAACAAUAAGGACAGGAGCGAUCGCACUCAGGUCACACAGCUCCUGGACAAGAUAGACAACAUGGUGAAGGGAAAUGGAGGUGGCUAUUUCACCAAUGAGAUGUACCAGCAAGCAGAGAGAUGCAACACCAUGGAGAUGUACCUGGAGGAGAAACUUAGACUAAAGGAACAGGAGCUGAAUAAGAAAUACAAAGAGGAGCUGAGCAGGAAAGAAGAGGAGAUGAAACAGAAAUAUGAGGAGGAACAGAGGAGGAGAGAAGAGGAGAUGAAACAGAAAUAUGAGGAGGAACAGAGGAGGAGAGAAGAGGAGAUGAAACAGAAAUAUGAGAAGGAACAGAGUAGGAGAGAAGAGGAGAUGAAACAGAUGAUGGAGAAGUUGAGGAAGCAAAUGAAGGAGGAGGAGUUGGAGAGAGAGGCAGAGGAAUCCAAGCUGCCUGUCAGGAGAAGACACAGCAAUGAUGUAGAUCGUCCCAACUUGUCUGGAGGUGAAGGAGAGGCUCCCCUUGCAGAUACCCAAGCGCCUCCCAGCCCCCCUGAGCUGAGGAUGGUGCUGCUUGGGAAGACUGGGGCUGGGAAGAGUGCAGCAGGAAACACCAUCCUGGGCAGAGAGGAGUUCAGAUCAGUGAUCAGCGGGUCCUCAGUAACCAGGGUGUGUGAGAAGAGAAGAGGAGAGGUGGCUGGGAGGCAGCUCACUGUCAUCGACGCACCAGACCUGCUUCAUAUCACUGGGUGUCUGAAGGAGAUUUGCCACGAGAUUAGAAGAUGCAUCUUGCUGUCUUCACCUGGACCCCACGCUUUCCUCCUGGUGCUACAAGCCAGGAGAUUCACUGAUGAAGAAAAGACAGUUCUGCAAGCAAUGAAAGACAUCUUCAGUGAGACAGCCCUGGCCUACACAAUGGUCCUCUUCACUCAUGGAGACUAUCUGGAGGAACAGUCCAUUGAAGAUUACAUUGAGACACAGUGCAGGGAGCUCCAGCAGCUUGUUGAGAAAUGUGGGAACAGGUAUCAUGUUCUCAACAAUAAGAACAGGAGCGAUCGCACUCAGGUCACACAGCUCCUGGAUAAGAUAGACAACAUGGUGAAGAGAAACAGAGGCAGCUUCCUGUACCAGGAGGCAGAAGAAAGGCUGACACAAAGGGAACAGAGAUAUGAAGAACAGUGUAGGAAGGAAGAGGAGCUAAAGCACAAAUAUGAAGACGAACAUCUUAGGAAAGUAGAGGAGUUAAAACAGAGAUAUGAGGAGGAAAAGCAUCAGAAGGAAAAAGAGCUGAAACAGAAGUAUGAAGAGGAGCAGAGAGAGAAAGUAGAGGAACUGAAACAGAAGUAUGAAGAAGAACAGAGUCAGAAAGUCCAGGAGCUGAAACAGAAAUAUGAGGAGGAACAGAGCAGGAAAGUGGAGGAGCUGAAGAAGGAGUAUGAAGAGGGGCUGCUGAGGAAAGAGGAGGAGCUGAACCAGAAGUAUAAAGAACAGGAGAGGAAAGCAGAGGAGAUGAAACAGAAACUUGAGGAGGAAAGACUUGGGAAAGCAGAGGAGGUGAAACAGAGAUAUGAGGCUCAGCGAGUGAAAGCAGAGCAGCGAAAGCAGCAAUACGAGGAGGAGCAGCGCAGGAAUGCACAGGAGAUCAAGCAGAUGUAUGAAGAACAGUGUGGGAAAAUAACAGAGCAACUACAGAAAUACGCAGAACAACUUCCUAGAGAGUUACAGGAGCUAAAGAAGAAGCUGGAUGAAGAACAGCACAGCAAAGGAGACGAACUGAAGCAGAAAUAUGAAAAGACAGUUUGCAGGGAAAUAGAGGAGCUGCCGUUUAAGAAAGAAGAGCCAGAGCAGAACCAUGAGGAGAAGAUAAAGGAAAUAAAGCAGAGGUAUGAAGAGAAACUGCACAGGAAAAUAGAGGAGCUAAAGAGGGAGUAUGAACAACUAUACCUUAGGAAGGAAGAGGAGCUGAAACAGAAGCAUCAGGAGGAGCUGCUGAGGAAAGAACAGGAGCUGAAGCAGCAGUAUGAGGAGGAGUACAGUGAGAAGGAGCAGCAGCUGAAGCAGAGGUAUGAAGAAAAGUGCAGAGGAGUGGAGGAGAUGAAGCAGAGACUUGAAGAGGAACAGCAGAGAAAGCUAGAAGAGGUGAUACAGAAUUAUGAGAAACAGUGUCAGGGAGUGGAGGAGAUGAAGCAGAGAUAUAAAGAGGAACAUCAGAGAGAGGUGGAGAAGCUAAAACAGAAACAUGAAGAGAAACUGAGCAGGAGAGAGGAGGAGAUGAAACAGACAUAUGAGGAGGAACAGUGUAGGAGAGAAGAGGAGAUGAAACAGCAAUAUAAGGAGGAACAGUGUAGAAUCACAGAGGAGAUGAAACAGAAAUAUGAGGAGGAACAGUGUAGGAGAGAAGAGGAGAUGAAACAGCAACAUAAGGAGGAACAGUGUAGAAUCACAGAGGAGAUGAAACAGAAAUAUGAGGAGGAUCAGAGAAGGAGAGAAGAGGAGAUGAAACAGACAUAUGAGGAGGAACAGAGGAGGAGAGAAGAGAUGAAACAGAAAUAUGAGGAGGAACAGAGGAGGAGAGAAGAGGAGAUGAAGGAGAAGUUGAGGAAGCAAAUGAAGGAAGAGGAGCUGGAGAAAGAGCCAGAGGAAUCCAAGCUGCCUGUCAGGAGAAGGGACAGCUUUGAGAUGCUCCCACUCAACAUGUCUGGAGGUGAAGGAGAGGCUCCCACUGCAGAUAACCGAGCAGUAUUACUGGGAGCAGCGGCAGGGGCACUGCUAGGGGCAGCAGCAGGAGCUCUGAUGGGUCCAUUGGGAGCUGCAGCAGGAGCUGCUAUUGGAUCUGUAGCAGGAGCCCAAGUAGGAGCUCUGAUAGGAGGAGCAGCCAGGUCAGGAUUAGCAGAGAGCUCAGACACACACACACAGAGAAGCAGAGAGCUCAAAGCUGUGGUUUGUCCCGCGGUCACGUCCCAGCGACACGCCCCCUGCUUCCUUGCCAGAUUCCCAGAUUCCCAGAUCUUUGGAAAAGCGUCGUCGAAGCACCGCUGUAGAGAGAUGGCAGCUGCGGGUUUUGAACCCGGUGCCGGGCGGGGAAUCAUGGCUGCAGAACAAGAGGCUGAAGAAACUGUUUCUCAAGAGCUGCACAGCGCAUCUGAGCUGAGGAUCGUGCUGCUUGGGAGAGGCAAGACUGGGAAGAGUUCAUCAGGAAACACCAUCCUGGGCAGAGAGGAGUUUAGAUUUGGAUUCAUCACCUCUGAAGUAACAAAGGAGUGUGAGAAGAGAACAGGAGACGUGUCUGGGAGACGAGUCACUGUGGUCGACACUCCAGCCAUCUCAUACACAGACCGGGUUGAGAUUGAGAGAUGUGUUUCUCUGUCUGCCCCGGGACCCCACGCUUUCCUCCUGGUGAUACCCGUCUAUCCAAAAGAAAUGAUUGACACGCACCAUGAGUUUAUAGUAGAACGGUAUUGCAAAGCCUUUGAUAAAGUGCAGGAGCUGUUUGGUGAGAGAGCUGUGAGGAACACGAUGAUCCUUUUCACCUGCGGGGAUGAUCUGGAAGGCAGGACGAUUGAGCAGCACAUUGAGGAAGCUGGUGAGGAGCUCCAGCAACGUUUUGAGAAAUGUGGGAACAGGUAUCAUGUUGUCAACAAUAAGAACAGGAGCGAUCGCACUCAGGUCACACAGCUCCUGGACAAGAUAGACAACAUGGUGAAGGGAAGUGGAGGCAGCUACCUCCAAAUAUCAUCUGAGAUUUACCAGGAGGUAGAAGAAAGGAUUAGACAAAAGGAACAGGAACUGAAUGAGAAACACAAAGAGGAACUGAGGAGGAGAGAAGAGGAGGUGAAACAGAAAUAUGAGGAACAACAGAGGAGGAGAGAACAGGAGAUGAAACAGAAAUAUGAGGAGGAACAGAGGAGGAGAGAAGAGGAGAUGAAACAGAAAUAUGAGGAGGAACAGAGGAGGAGAGAAGAGGAGCUGAUGGAGAAGUUGAGGAAGCAAAUGAAGGAGGAGGAGCUGGAGAAAGAGGGAGAGGAAUCCAAGCUGCCUGUCAGGAGAAGACACAGCAUUGAAGGAGAUCGUCCCAAGUUGUCUGGAGGUGAAGGAGAGGCUGCCCUUGCAGAUACCCAAGCGCCUCCCUGCCCCCCUGAGCUGAGGAUGGUGCUGCUUGGGAAGACUGGGGCUGGGAAGAGUGCAGCAGGAAACACCAUCCUGGGCAGAGAGGAGUUCAGAUCUGAAGCCAGCUCCUCUGCAGUAACGAGGGAGUGUGAGAAGAGAAAAGGACAAGUGGCUGGGAGACGUGUUGCUGUGAUCGACACUCCAGAGCUCUCUCAGGACAAACUCCAGAUUAGGAGCUGUGUUUCUCUGUCUGCCCCGGGACCCCACGCUUUCCUCCUGGUGAUACCGGUGGGCCGAUUCACAGAGGAUGAGAGGAGAGCAGUGGAGACAGUCCAGGAGAUAUUCAGUGAGGAGGCUGUGAGGAGGUACAUGAUGCUCCUUUUCACACACAGUGACAAACUGAAAGGACGGAGCAUUAAGAAGUACAUUAAGACAGAGAACAGGGACCUCCAGCAGCUUGUUGAGAAAUGUGGGAACAGGUAUCAUGUUCUCAACAAUAAGAACAGGAGAGAUCGCACUCAGGUCACACAGCUCCUGGACAAGAUAGACAACAUGGUGAAGGGAAACAACGGCAGCUACUACACCAGUGAGAUGUACCAGCAAGCAGAAGAAAGGGCCAGAGAUGUGAGGAUAGGGAAGAAGAGAGAUGAGCAGAUUGACAGAGUGGGGUAUGAAAAGAGCAAACUGCUAAAGGAGAGGCCAGGAGAGCUGGACCUACAACUGGAGCUGAGGAGAGAGAGGGAGAGAUCCAGAGUGCUGGAGCGGGAGGGGGAGCAAGAGGUGAAGAAAGAGAGGGAGAAAAGAAGAGAGCUGGAGGAGAGAGCAAGGGGGGAGCAGAGGAGAGAGGGGGGGGCGAGAGCAAGGAGGGAGCAGAAGGGAAAGUUUAACUUGCAGAAGUACAAUGAAAAGCCAACUUGGAGUGAAUAUCUAAGGCCAUCAGUAGUAAUUGGAGGAUCAGUAGGGGCAGUAGUAGGGGCAGUAGCUGGGGCUGUAUGGGGGCCAAUAGGAGCUGCAGCAGGAGUGGUUAUAGGAGCUAUGGUAGGAGUAGCACUAGUAGAAACAUUAGGAACAGUGACAGGAGGUGAGGUAGGAGCACAGGCAGUAAAAGAGAUGCACAAAACACAGUUGUGUGUGAUCAGCCCCUUCAUUAAAGCAGAGGGCGCUCUGAUCUGCGUAUUGAAACCCACAAACAUCCUGUCACUGAGUGCUUGUCAUAGUCUUCCUGUAAACAGUGUCGCAGCAUCUUUAACUGGAGAAAGACGCAAACAUUACCGUUAUUGUAUAGAGAUGGCUACUGCAGGGUUAGACCCGGACGCUGGGCGGGGAAUCAUGGCUGCGGAACAAGAGGCUGAAGAAACUGUUUCUCAAGAGCUGCACAGCGCCUCUGAGCUGAGGAUCGUGCUGCUUGGGGGAAGCAGGGCUGGAAAGACUUCAUCUGGAAACACCAUCCUGGGCAGAGAGGAGGGUAGAUCUGGAUUGAGCUUCUCUGCUGUAACGAGGGAGUGUGUGAAGAGAACAGGAGAAGUGUCUGGGAGACGGGUCACUGUGGUCGACACUCCAGACUUGUUACACACAGACCGGGUUGAGAUUGAGAGAUGUGUUUCUCUGUCUGCCCCGGGACCCCACGCUUUCCUCCUGGUGAUGCAGGUGUAUCCAAAAAAAAUGCUUGACUCUAUUAAUUUAAUAGUAGAACAGGAUUGCAAAGCCCUUGAAAAAGUCCAGGAGCUGUUUGGUGAGAGAGCUGUGAGGAACACGAUGAUCCUUUUCACCUGCGGGGAUCAUCUGGAAGGCAGGACGAUUGAGCAGCGCAUUGAGGAAGCUGGUGAGGAGCUCCAGCAGCUUGUUGAGAAAUGUGGGAACAGGUAUCAUGUUCUCAACAAUGAGGACAGGAGCGAUCGCACUCAGGUCACACAGCUCCUGGACAAGAUAGACAACAUGGUGAAGGGAAGUGGAGGCUGCUACCUCCCAAUAUCAUCUGAGAUUUACCAGGAGGUAGAAGAAAGGAUUAGACUAAAGGAACAGGAGCUGAAUGAGAAACACAAAGAGGAACUGAGCAGGAAAGAACAGGAGAUGAAACAGAAAUAUGAGGAGGAACAGAAGAGGAGAGAAGAGGAGAUGAAAAAGAAAUAUGAGGAGGAAAAGAGGAGGAGAGAAGAGGAGAUGAAACAGAAAUAUGAGGAGGAACAGAGGAGGAGAGAAGAGAUGAAACAGAAAUAUGAAGAGGAACAGAGGAGGAGAGAAGAGGAGAUGAAACAGAAAUAUGAGGAUGAACAGAGGAGGAGAGAAGAGGAGAUGAAACAGAAAUAUGAGGAGGAACAGAGGAGGAGAGAAGAGGAGCUGAUGGAGAAGUUGAGGAAGCAAAUGAAGGAGGAGGAGCUAGAGAAAGAGGCAGUCGAAUCCAAGCUGCCUGUCAGGAGAAGGAACAGCAUUGAAGGACAUCGUCCCAACUUGUCUGGAGGUGAAGGAGAGGCUCCCCUUGCAGAUACCCAAGCGCCUCCCAGCCCCCCUGAGCUGAGGAUGGUGCUGCUUGGGAAGACUGGGGCUGGGAAGAGUGCAGCAGGAAACACCAUCCUGGGCAGAGAGGAGUUCAGAUCUGAAGCCAGCUCCUCUGCAGUAACGAGGGAGUGUGAGAAGAGAAAAGGACAAGUGGCUGGGAGACGUGUUGCUGUGAUCGACACUCCAGAGCUCUCUCAGGACAAACUCCAGAUUAGGAGCUGUGUUUCUCUGUCUGCCCCGGGACCCCACGCUUUCCUCCUGGUGAUACCGGUGGGCCGAUUCACAGAGGAAGAGAGGAGAGCAGUGGAGACAGUCCAGGAGAUAUUCAGUGAGGAGGCUGUGAGGAGGCACAUGAUGCUCCUUUUCACACACAGUGACAAACUGCAAGGCAAGACCAUUGAGGAUUAUAUUCAGACAGGCAGCAAGGAGCUCCAGCAGCUUGUUGAGAAAUGUGGGAACAGGUAUCAUGUUCUCAACACUGAGGACAGGAGCGAUCGCACUCAGGUCACACAGCUCCUGGACAAGAUAGACAACAUGGUGAAGGGAAACAACGGCAGCUACUACACCAGUGAGAUGUACCAGCAAGCAGAAGCAAAGAUCAGACAAAGACAAGAGGAGAUACUGAAGGAGAAGGAAGAGCCGAUAUUGAGGGAGGAAGAGGAAUUGAGGGCAAAGCACCAGAAAGAACUGGAGAACACGAAAAGGAAGAUGAGAUUGGAAAUCCAGAAACGAGAUGAGAAGAUCAGAGAGCUAGAGGAGAGGAUAGGAGAGCUGGAGGAAGAGCUGAGGAAAGAACAGGAAGAGAAUCACAGGAUCAAACUGGAGGAAGAGCUGAGGAGAAAGAGAGAGGAGAGAGAAAGGGCGGAGCGAGAGAAGGAGGAGUGCAUGGAGAAGGGGGAGAGAGAGAGGGGAGAGUACGAGGAGAAACACAGAAGAGAGAUAGAGGCAGUCAGGCAACGCUACCAGGAAAUCCUUAGACGAGAAGCAGAGAGAGCCAAUGAGUUUAUAAGUAGAUAUGAAAAGCCAGCUGAAGCGAGAGGAGAAAGGGCAGCACUAGGGGCAGUGAUGAGUGCAGUAGUAGGAGCACUGAGAGAAGGGGCUGAGGUAGGGGCAGUAUUACACACAGUAUCCAGAGCAAUAAGACAAGAGACAGCACUAGGGGCAGUAAUGCACACUGUAAAGGAAGCAGUAAGAGAAGGAGCAGCUCAAAGGGCAGUGAUCAGUGCAGUAGCAACAGCACUGAGAGAAGGGGCUGCGAUCGGGACAGUAUUGCACACAGUAGCAGAAGCAAUAGAGGCAGCACCACAGGAACCCAGUCAAGAGCAGGAGCAGAAGAAGGGAGAGAUGGCGGCCGCCGGUUCAGACCCUGGGUGGGGAAUCAUGGCUGCAGAACAAGAGUCUGAAGAAACUGUUUCUCAAGAGCUGCACAGCCCCUCUAAGCUGAGGAUCGUGCUGCUUGGGGGAAGCUCGUAUGGUAAGGCUGGGAAGAGUGAAGCAGGAAACAUCAUCCUGUGCAGAAAGGUGUUCCGUUCUGGACCCAACCUCUCUACAGGAACACAGGAGUGUGAGAACAGAACAAGAGAAGUGUCUGGGAGACGGGUCACUGUGGUCGACACUCCACACUUGUUAAAAACAGACCGGGUCGAGAUUGAGAGAUGUCUUUCUCUGUCUGCUCCGGGACCCCACGCUUUCCUCCUGGUGAUACCUGUGUAUCCAAAAGAAUUUAUUAACGGUCACACUGCAGUGUGGGAGUUUAUAGUACAACAUGAUUGCAAAGCCUUGCAUAAAGUCCAAGAGCUGUUUGGUGAGAGAGCUGUGAGGAACACGAUGAUCCUUUUCACCCGCGGGGAUCAUCUGGAAGGCAGGAUGAUUGAGCAGUACAUUGAGGAAGCUGGUGAGGAGCUCCAGCAGCUUGUUGAGAAAUGUGGGAACAGGUAUCAUGUUCUCAACAAUGAGGACAGGAGCGAUCACACUCAGGUCACACAGCUCCUGGACAAGAUAGACAACAUGGUGAAGGGAAGUGGAGACUUCUACCUUCCAAAUUAUAUUUACCAGGAGGUACAAAAAAGGAUUAGACUAAAGGAACAGGAGCUCAAUAAAAAACACAAAGAGGAACUGAGCAGGUCAGUAGAGGAGAUGAAACAGAAAUAUGAGGAGGAACAGAGGAGGAGAGAAGAGGAGAUGAAACAGAAAUAUGAGGAGGAACAGAGGAGGAGAGAAGAGGAGAUGAAACAGAAAUAUGAGGAGGAACAGAGGAGGAGAGAAGAGAAGCUGAUGGAGAACUUCAGGAAGAAAGAAGAGGAGCUAAAGCACAAAUAUGAAAAGGAACAUCUUAGGAAAGUAGAGGAGUUAAAACAGAAAUAUGAGGAGGAAAAGCAUCAGAAGGAAAAAGAGCUGAAACAGAAGUAUGAAGAGGAGCAGAGCAGGAAAGUGGAGGAGCUGAAGAAAGAGUAUGAAGAGGGGCUGCUGAGGAAAGAGGAGGAGCUGAACCAGAAGUACAAAGAACAGGAGAGGAAAGCAGAGGAGAUGAAACAGAAACUUGAGGAGGAAAGACUUGGGAAAGCAGAGGAGGUGAAACAGAGAUACGAAGCUCAGCGAGUGAAAGCAGAGCAGCAAAAGCAGCAAUACGAAGAGGAGCAGCGCAGGAAUGCACAGGAGAUAAAACACAAGUACGAAACCCAGUGUACAAAUAUACAGAAGCAAAUACAGAAAUACGCAGAAGAACAAAUUAGGAAAGUAGAAGAAUUGAAGAAGACGUUUGCAGAGGAACUGUGGAGCAAAGCAGAGGAACUAAAGCAGAAAUAUGAAGAGGAAGAGCGCAGGGAGAUCGAGGAGCUGAAACAGAAAUACAGAGAGAGGGAAGGAAGACCACUGCAGAAGCAUGAGGAGGAACACAGCGAGGAAAUCAAGGAGAUAAAGCACAGGUAUAACAACAAGCUGCACAGAGAGAUAGAGAAGCAGAAGAAGGAGUAUGAAGAAAGAGAGCGUCGGGAAGUGGAGACGUUGAAGCAGAAGCAUCAGGAGGAGCUGCUGAGGAAAGAACAGGAGCUGAAGCAGCAAUAUGAGGAGGAAUACAGUGAGAAUGAGCAGCAGCUGAAGCAGAGGUAUGAAGAACAGUGCAGAGGAGUGGAGGAGAUGAAGCAUAGACUUGAAGAGGAACAGCAGAGAAAGCUAGAAGAGGUGAUACAGAAUUAUGAGAAACAGCAUCAGGGAUUGGAGGAGAUGAAGCAGAGAUAUAAAGAGGAACAACAAAGAGAGGUGGAGGAGCUGAAACACAAACAUGAAGAGGAACAGAGCAGGAGAGAAGAGGAGAUGAAACAGAAAUAUGAGGAGGAACAGAGGAGGAGAGAAAAGGAGAUGAAACAGAAAUAUGAGGAGGAACAGUGUAGGAGAGAAGAGGAGAUGAAACAGAAAUAUGAGGAGGAACAGAGGAGGAGAGAAGAGGAGAUGAAACAGAAAUAUGAGGAGGAACAGAGAAGGAGAGAAGAGGAGCUGAUGGAGAAGUUGAAUCAAAUGAAGGAAGAGGAGCUGGAGAAAGAGGAAUCCAAGCUGCUUGUCAGGGGAAGACACAGUAAAGAAUUCUUACCCCCCAAGAUCUGCACACUGAAUGCACAACAGUGUAUGCUGUGUGAGGUGGAAAUGGACCUGUCUUGUUCUUUUGCAGUGUCUGAAAGCAAGGUGGAGAAUGAAUCAGAGGAAUCCAAGCUGCCUGUCAGGAGAAGAAAAAGCAAGGAGUUCAACCCCCCCGACAGGCGGGGAAUCAUGGCUGCAGAACAAGAGGCUGAAGAAACUGUUUCUCAAGAGCUGCACAGCCCCUCUGAGCUGAGGAUCGUGCUGCUUGGGAGACGCUGGGCUGGGAAGAGUGCAGCAGGAAACACCAUCCUGGGCAGAGAGGAGUUCAGAUCUGAAUUCAGCUUCUUUGCAGUAACGAGGGAGUGUGUGAAGAGAACAGGAGAAGUGUUUGGGAGACGGGUCACUGUGGCCGACACUCCAGACUUGUUAGACACAGACCGGGUCGAGAUUGAGAGAUGUGUUUCUCUGUCUGCCCCAGGACCCCACGCUUUCCUCCUGGUGAUACCCAUGUAUCUAACAGGAAUGAAAGACACUCUCAGUGGAUCGUGGGUUUGCAAACCCUUGGAUAAAGUGCAGGAGCUGUUUGGUGAGAGAGCUGUGAGGAACACGAUGAUCCUUUUCACCUACAGGGAUCGUCUGAGAGGCAGGACAAUUGAGCAGCACAUUGAGGAAGCUGGUGAGGAGCUCCAGCAGCUUGUUGAGAAAUGUGGGAACAGGUAUCAUGUUUUCAACAAUGAGGACAGGAGCGAUCGCACUCAGGUCACACAGAUCCUGGACAAGAUAGACAACAUGGUGAAGGGAAGUGGAGGCUGCUACACCAUGGAGAUGUACUCGGAUACAAAAGGCAGAGAAUUGAUUAAUAGGGAAUAAGGGAGAUGAGCAGAUUGACAGGGUGGGGUAUGAAAAGAGCAAACUGCUAAAGGAGAGGCCAGGAGAGCUGGAGCUACAACUGGAGCUGAGGAGAGAGAGGGAGAGAUCCAGAGUGCAGGAGAGGGAGCUGAAGAGA
This is a messenger RNA of Acipenser ruthenus (sterlet), 11722 nucleotides long. RefSeq lists its product as uncharacterized. Gene Ontology annotation, molecular function: GTP binding. The record is from RefSeq and is a predicted model, not a curated record. The coding region runs from base 4 to 11586 and encodes 3860 amino acids. Lineage: Eukaryota; Metazoa; Chordata; Actinopteri; Acipenseriformes; Acipenseridae. The transcript has 16 exons.